AUGUCGGAUCAGAAAGAAGACCGUAAUAGUGACCAGGACGACGACUUUCAGCCGCCAACAAAGAUGAGACGCAUUGGUUCCAAAAAGGUUACCACUAGUACUAGCCAGCUUGACAGCAGAUUUGCUGAAAAGUCAAGUAUCGACAAAGUACAGGAGUACAGCAAGGCAUGGAGAAGCAAUCGAAACAAGGAUGCUCCACAAGAAGAGCAGGUACCCACAGACAUUCUCUCAACGAAGGAUUCACAACUUUUGCAAGAGUGGCUAAUAUGCUUCCUACUGGAGGCGAGGAAGACCAACGGUGACAACACAGAAGCGAUUCGUUUAAUUUUCUUCGACAAGGCAGACCAUUGUUUUGAAGGUUUGAGCAAUGCUCUUGAUAAAGUCUGUCGAGAAUUACGUCAAGAAGGACUAGGAACGAUCCGCAAGGGUUCCAGUGUAUUCACUGCUGAAGAAGAAGACAGUCUAUGGAAGAAGGGAGUAAUUGGCUUAGACACACCUGUAAAACUACUGAGGGCAGUUUUCUUUUAUAAUGGGAUAAACUUUGCUCUUCGAGGUGGUGCGGAGCACAGAAGCCUCAAAUGGAGUCAGUGGUGGACUACGGAUUUACGGCAUCUAAACAAAAAAGUCACAAGAUACGCUAAUGAAGAAGCUGGUGACCAUUGCCACCUAAAAAUUUUGGAUCUCUAUCUUAGUAAGUUGCCAGCAGGAUUUUCUCGAGAAGCCUUCUAUUAUAAACCUUUGUCGUCUACUCCUUCAUUUGGUCCUUGGUAUUCAAAGCAA
Molecule: messenger RNA, 780 nt
Organism: Corticium candelabrum
Lineage: Eukaryota; Metazoa; Porifera; Homoscleromorpha; Homosclerophorida; Plakinidae
Product: zinc finger MYM-type protein 2-like
Exons: 5
Source: RefSeq, a predicted model, not a curated record